This is a messenger RNA of Durusdinium trenchii, 2391 nucleotides long. The record is from the annotation of a GenBank genome assembly. NCBI's taxonomy places the organism in Eukaryota, Dinophyceae, Suessiales, Symbiodiniaceae.
AUGGUGGUUGUGCACCGCUGGAGCGGCCUGCAGCGCUGGAGCGGCCUGCUUUUCUUCCUGGCUUCAUGGCUAUGCGCGGCAGAGGAUGAGGACCGUCAGUUGGCGCAGAACAUCUUCCACGCGCGAUCGCUGCUGCCGUGGGCGCCGAGCGCACGUGUUGAGGUGUACUACGCGGAGUUCUUGCUGGCACAGUGGGUCCUGGACCGAGCACCCUGGAACGCAUAUCAUUCUGGCCUAGCGUUCUUGAAUAAAGACACUGGCGAGAAGUGUCUUUAUGACUACAGCCCUGUGGACACCUCUUCAGUGAUGAGGAUGCUGAUCCCGGAGAUUCUUGCGAACAAGUUCGAAGUCUUCUUGGGAGACUACGAAUUGACUUGGUCGGAUCACGCCAGGACGCAAUUGACUCUAUCAUGGCCUUCCAACUACGAGCGCUUUGUUCUUCUAGGAGAUUUGAAUGGUCAGAUCUUUUUGGAGUUUGUCGAUUGGGUGGCCAAGUCCUUCGCACCAAAACACCACAUCUUCCAACCCAUCGAGGUGGCCGAUGUACUGCAACGGCAAAGUUUGGUGAACUCCAGCAUGUGUCACGACUUUGUCACAGAGGGCCUGUGGUUUCUCUACGCCAAGGGUGCUGAACUCCACCCGGAGGAGCACGUCUUUCGGGAUCACAUCAUCCUGUACGCCCAUGCAGCUCGGCUGCCCAAAGCCUCAUGGUCUACGAUGCGGCAAUGGCAGCGGUAUCUGCGGCAGCUGGACUUGUCCAUGGCCAGGAUCAAGAAACAAUUCACCUUUGCGCGCGAAGCAUUGCUGUGGAACUGGCGCUUGCAAUUGCCAACCUUCCUUCAUACAGAGAAUCAAAGCUUUCAGAUCGAUCUCGCGCCGCCCUUUCUGAACUACUGCUACUUGCCCUUGGCAAUUCCACCGGAGGUGCACAAUCCCUUCGGUGAGACAAAGCUUUGUGCCCUGGGGCUUCAGGCGAACACCAGCAACUCCACGGCUUCCACCCAUUUCACACCUCCACUCCAUGACCCUCCGUGGGGCACGCAGCUCACGGUAGAGGAGCACCUCGACCGGCCGGAGGCGACGGUUCCCGUGAGCGGUGCGCAGCUGGGUGCGCGAGCGGAUCGGCGAGCUCGGCCGAAGCGACGCCAGGGGUGGAUCAUGGUGAUUACUCUCAUGUCGCAGUGUCUCACAGAGGGUCUUCUUAUGGCGCCCGAAGGAGCUUUAAGCGCCUCCGAGCGGCAAGCACUUCAGGUGGCGCGCCAGGCGAUCAAAAAGGAGAGGUCCCAGUUGAGCGCCAGCCUGGCGAGGGCACAGGAGCGCUUGGUCGAGCUACAGGAACGUUGUCAGGUGCUGCGGGGGAAGAAGCAACGCCUGGAGCAGCGGAAGAAGGACUUGGAAGAGGAGGUGCAAAGAAACCAAGCGGCGAAGACUGAGCACGAAGCCAAAGCGCAACUGGAGCUGCUGAAGCAGCACCGGGAUGCCUGGCAAGAGCUUUGCUCAAAAAAUGCGAAGGAGCUUCAAGAAGAGAACGAGGCAAACUUAAGGGAGCGAGAACGCUUGCAGGGCGAAUGUCUCAAUCUUCAAGAGGCCUGCGAAGAUGCCCAAGCCCAGUUGUCCGAUGCACAGCAUCAGCUCAAGGAGGACACUUCCACGGUGGAGAAGAUGGUGCUGGAACGAGUGGCCUUGGAGCAGACCAUGGAGGAGCGCUCCAAACAGCAUGCGCAGAUGCAGACAUUGCUGCAGCAGUCCAUGCACCAGCUGGAACAGUCAGCAGCAAGGACGAGCUUCCACAUGGAGCUCUUGCAGUCGGGUCACCAGGAGCAGCUGAAACAGCAUCACCAGCAGAGGCUCCUUGAGAGGAAUCAGGUCGCUCAACUGCAGCCAGAGCUUUUUCAGCUCGAGGAGCAGUGCGACCGCUUUGAGAACCAGGUGGCCCACGCCCUCGCCCAGACGGAGGUCUUGGAGACUCAGGUCACCGAGGCCACCAGGGGGAAGGUCAUCGAACAGCAGAAGGAGGCCUUCGCCAGGCAGCGCUUGGAGCAGACGCGCGCGCGGAAGGACCAGCUCGCCCAGCGACUGGAUGAACGGCGACGGCAGUGCCAGGAGGUGGAAACAGAGACCUUGAAACUGAAGGAGGAGCAUGCUCGAUUGCAGCUGGGACGAGCUCGCAGAAAGGCAGUGGCGUCUCAGAUUGCUGCAGCUGGAGUGGGUGCCACACGUGAGCACGAGCCAGUGACGGCAUCGCCGCAAAGUCUGGAGCUGGCCUUGUGCCGGGGCUUCUUUGUACCUGCCGGCGCACCAGGACAUGCAGGACAGGUCUCGCCAAUGAGAGCCAGAAGAGUAGAGAUGAGGCCAAGUCCGCCUCUCACACAUUUGCUUGGGUGACAAAGG